Molecule: messenger RNA, 1530 nt
Organism: Mycena indigotica
Lineage: Eukaryota; Fungi; Basidiomycota; Agaricomycetes; Agaricales; Mycenaceae
Product: Cytochrome P450
Exons: 10
Coding region: 1-1530 (509 amino acids)
Molecular function (GO): iron ion binding; heme binding; oxidoreductase activity, acting on paired donors, with incorporation or reduction of molecular oxygen
Source: RefSeq, a predicted model, not a curated record
AUGGACGUUGACUACCUUCGUCUGGCUACCUAUGGCUCGGCGACGCUCAUGGGCGCUUACAUUCUGAAGAAGAUGCUAUUUGCCCCGAACCUUGAUUCGAUACCGGCAAUUGGGCCCUCCGGAACGUUCUCGUCCUACGUUGGCGCGUAUAGGUACCUCGUCAACGCAAAGGCGAUGAUUGAGGAAGGUUGCUCGAAAUAUCGUGUGUUUCGUGUGCCCCUCAUGCAUCGCUGGGACGUUAUCAUCUGCGGGAGUGACCUUGUUGAGGAGUUGCGAGCGUCCAAAGAAGAAGACCUCUCAAUUAGAGAGGCAUUCAAUGAAAUCCUACAAACCAACAUGACCAUGGGCCCAAACAUCCUCGGCAACCCUUACCAUAUUUCGGUCACUCGUGUUGGUAUGACGAAGAAUCUCGAUGCGCGAUUCGCCGAGGUUCGCGAUGAAAUUCGAACCACCUUUGAAGAUCAUCUGAAGCUGGAAGGCAAUGAGUGGAAAUCCGUCCCCGUUCAAGCUACGGUAAUGCAAGUCAUCUGCCGAACCAGCAACAGACUCUUCGUUGGACUCCCAUUGUGUCGUAAUCCGGAAUACUUGAACAUUAAUUUCGAGUUCACUAUCAGUGUGGUUAUGGCUGCACAUAUGAUCAACAUGAUGCCUGGCUUCCUUCGUCCAAUCCUUGGUCCUUUCCUGUCUCCCCUGAAACGCUAUAUCCGGCGCACCGAGAAGCACUUGACGAAACUCGUAACGGAACGCGUUGAAAUGGAGCUUGAAAAUGGAAACGACUAUCCUGGUAGGCCUAACGACUUGAUCAGCUGGCUCCUCGACGUUGCCGAAGGCGAAGAACGAACUGUCCCUUUCCUCGUUCAACGCAUUCUCGUCAUCAAUUUUGGAGCCAUCCACACCUCGGCCAAUACGUUCAGCCAUGCACUACUUGACUUGGCUGCGUUCCCCGAGUCUGUCGAGGAGAUGCGUGAAGAGGCUGAAAUGAUCAUCGCAAAAGAGGGGUGGUCAAAAGAGUCCGUCGGAAAGAUGCACAAGAUCGACAGUUUCCUCCGUGAAUCACAGCGCUACAACGGAAAUAGCAUUACCUCGAUGGGACGGAAAGUCGUCAAGCCCGAAGGUUUCACAUUCUCUGAUGGUACUACUGUCCCGGCAGGAUGUUUCGUCAAUGUAGCGACUGGCCCGACCCAUCAUAAUCCUGCUGUUUACGCCAAUCCCGAAUCAUUUGAUCCCUUCCGCUUCUAUAGAUGGCGAUUGGCGGAUGAUGAAGGGUCUCUGAAGCACCAAUACUCUGCGACUAACUUGGACUACCUUUCGUGGGGCCAUGGUCGACAUGCCUGCCCGGGGCGCUUCUUCGCGGCGACCGAACUGAAGGCAAUGCUGGCACACGUUCUCCUGAAUUAUGAUGUGAAGCUUGAGCAUGAGGAGGUUGGAAGGCCGCCGCAUACAUGGUUUGGGGCGAUUUGUAUACCCAACCGGACGGCACAAGUGAUGUUCAGGAAACGGCAGUUUAAGAGGUCAAUGGACGUGUAUUAG